Messenger RNA from Pieris macdunnoughi, 798 nucleotides. The record is from the annotation of a GenBank genome assembly. Lineage: Eukaryota; Metazoa; Arthropoda; Insecta; Lepidoptera; Pieridae.
AUGGAUCCUGGAUCGCCUUCAACGUUGUGGCCACUGCGACUAAGCAAGCCUGCCAUAACCGUGCCUGUUCCUGAAAAUGGGGAGAAUAGUAAGGCAGAGGAUAGGGCGCAGUCCCCGGCUCUUACGGACCGGUUGUCGGCGUCGCCCUCUAGCCCUUCGCCCCCCAGUCCAGCACCACCCCAACACCAGUUUCAAGCAGCGCUGGUCGCUGAGAAGUACCUACUUCUAGAACAAGUGGAAGGCUCAUCACUGUGUAGAUGUGUGGACGUGCGCACACAAGAGGAAUAUGUUUGCAAAGUUGUGUAUAGGGAUUGUAGUGGCUUAUUGCAAGCUCACGAUCGUCUCGAUGGACAUCCGCACGUCAAUCCUAUCCACGAAGUGCUGGUGGGUGACAAGAGAGUCUACCUAAUUUUCCCCCGGUCGCACUCUGACCUACACUCUUAUGUAAGGGCAAGGAAAAGAUUGAGGGAGCACGAAGCAAGGCGGCUCUUCAGACAAAUGGCGGAAACCGUAGCAGCGUGUCACGAACAAGGCAUCGUUUUAAGAGAUCUUAAGCUGAGAAAAUUCGUCUUCGCCGACCCUCAGAGUGGUCAAGAUUAUUUAAAUGUUCUCUGCCAUCGUGAGAAUGGACUUAAGGAGGUGCAACACGAUCAAGUGCCCGCCCUUUCUCACGUUUUGUAUAAAGUCACCCCUGAUUACAAAUUCUUGUCAUCCGGUGGCGCCGAGUUUUCUCGCGAUCUUCUCUCAAAGGUAAAUAAGAAUAUUAAUAUUGAUUCCGAGCGCUUCAAGGCGCUUUGA